AUGAUAGGAAAAGCCUCUAUGGUUGCACUCACAAUCCUGUUCCUUGUGGUAAAUGGUGCUCCAGUCGAUCCGAACCCAGCUCCAGUAUCGAAAGCGAUCGCGCUCAUCCAUCAUCUAUCCUAUCUGAUCGACUAUCUGGUGCAGUACGUGUUGGGCAGUGAACAUGACCGAAAAACGCCUCAGGAUGCAGCGGACUAUUAUCAGACGGCGCUGGUAGAGGGGAAAAAUCCACCCGGACAGGAUACGAAGGGUCUCAAGCCGGAUAAUGGACGCGCGCGUCAGGAAACGGAAAUCAUACACAAAAUGAUGAAGGUCUAA
This is a messenger RNA of Anopheles marshallii, 318 nucleotides long. RefSeq lists its product as uncharacterized. The record is from RefSeq and is a predicted model, not a curated record. Lineage: Eukaryota; Metazoa; Arthropoda; Insecta; Diptera; Culicidae. The transcript is spliced from 2 exons. The coding region runs from base 1 to 318 and encodes 105 amino acids.